Messenger RNA from Oryzias melastigma (Indian medaka), 3811 nucleotides. RefSeq names its product fibronectin type III domain containing 7a (gene fndc7a). Lineage: Eukaryota; Metazoa; Chordata; Actinopteri; Beloniformes; Adrianichthyidae. The record is from RefSeq and is a predicted model, not a curated record. Bases 557 to 2992 code for a protein of 811 amino acids. Gene Ontology annotation, molecular function: protein binding. The transcript is spliced from 14 exons.
UGGAUGUUGACAAAUUAAGUUUAAAAUCAGCCAUUGAGCAAAAACUAGUCUCACCUGAGGAGUGAGGAAAUUCCUAGUGAAUAUCCAGUAAUUUAAUUUCCUUUAAAAAAAUAACAAUAACGAAACAAUAAAAAAUGGGUUAUCAUGUUCAUCAAGUUUUGUCUUUAUGUAAGAUGCUUUUAUUCCAGCUGGGAAAACAGGGUGGUUUUAUUGUUCAACACAAAAAGACUUCAGCCCCACACGCAGGAUCUUGUUGCCACAUUUAAUUGAGCAGAGAGCAAAACAAAGCAAGAACGGUGUAACAUUAAGAGUCCUAAUCAGCAUCUUCAUCUAACCGAGGUGAGCUUCCAUCGCUGGCUCUGAUAGGCCACCUAAACACCCCCGAGGGGUGGAGUUACAGCCUUUGGGCUCUUUGGCAUCUGCUGAAACAAUAAAGCACCUGUCGUCUCAGCUAAGGGGAGAAAAAGAGGAAACUGCAAAGAAAAAAUUGAUUUAUGCAGGAAGUCACUUUGAGAAAUAACCUCACACUAAAGAAUUGAGGACUGCUCACUAAAAGAUGCAUAAACUUUGGCUUUUAUUCACAUUUGCAGGGAUAUGUGCUGCUCAAAACGACAUCUCCUUGUCAGUCUUCACCGUGACGUCAAAGAGUAUGACGGUGCAGUGGAGCGGCCACACCGGUGCCAGCUCCUACAAGAUCACCGCGACUCCCAAGAACUCUCCGGAACAGCCCGUCUUUGCUCAGUUUAGCGGCAACACAGUGAUGGGCUCCGUUAACUCCCUGACACCAAACACGGUCUACACCAUGCAGCUAGAGGCCAUGGACAAUGCCCUCAAUGUCCUCAGCAGUGCAGAGACGGAGGAGACAACAGCCCCUGAUGUGCCCAGCGUUCUGCAGACCUACUCCAAACUCAGCGACAGCAUCACCGUCGAGUUCACGGAGGUUACCGGGGCGACCGGCUACAUCCUGAGGGCAGAGUCGAAAACAGGGGGCUUCUUCUCUGAGACCAACGUGACUUCCUCUCCGAGCACCGUGGUGCAGCUCCAGCCGUACACAGACUACAUCUUGAGUGUCAUGUCCGUCAACUCCGGAGGAAGGAGUCAACCCUCAUACCCCGCUGAGGCCAGGACAGUUGUGAUGGCGCCUAAGCUGAACACAUCCUCACCCACCAAUGAGAGCAUUCUUGCUGUCUGGGCUCCAGUGGAGCACGCCGUCCUUUAUACGCUGGUGAUCAUCCGAGAAGGUUCCUACGUUCGCAAUAAAGUGAACACCACCAACACCGAGGUCACUUUUGACAACCUUCAGUCCGGAACUUCCUAUUGUAUCAAGGGCAUGGCCUGGGACGCGGAGGGUCGUAUCGGUGACGACAUGACCGUCUGCCAGAUCACACGUCCCUCAAGUCCGGAUGUGGUUGACAUUCAGGUGACUCAGGGACGCGCUCCAGGGAUUGAAAUCUAUUGGGUGUCGGUACAGGGGGCUACAAAAUACACAGCCUGGAGCUCUUCGGGACAAAACUGUUCCACGGGAAACACCAACUGUAACAUCAUGCUCACAGAGUGUGGGCAGAACCGCUCUGUCUAUGUCAUAGCCUCCAAUGAAGCCGGAACCAGCAGUCCCUCAGAACCAGUCAACUACAUCACAUACCCAUGUCCCCCUGAGAACAUCUGGGUGGAGGAACCUACAGCUGGUGACUGCUAUGUGAAGUGGGAGGAGGUGGCAUUGGUGGAAUUCUACGUGACCUUUAUCAAGAGGGAUGACGGGACCGAGAAUUUAUGCAACACAACGGAAACCACCUGCCACUUCCCCUGCAUGUGCGGCUACACGUACCUGACCAGCGUGUUCCCCUUCAACAAAGCCGGCACCAGCCUUUUAGCGCAUGUUCGCAACUACACCACAAUACCCUGCUGUCCUCAGGAUGUUCAGGUACAGCUUGUUUCCACGGAGACCCUCGAGAUCAUGUGGUCGCCUGUCAAAGGGGCAGAGCUGUACGAGACCACGGCAGCAGAGACUAGAGAUACAAUCCACUGUAACGACACGUCACCAGUGUGCGUGCUGUCAGAUCUGAGAUGUAACACCGCUUAUUCGGUGACUGUGACGCCGUGCAGCGAGUUACGAGGAUGCAACGCUACCUGUGCGCCGAAUGUGCAUGAGACAGCUCCCUGCUCUCCAGAGAUUCUCAAUAUGACACAGACAGGCAACUCCUCAUACAGAGUCCUCUACACCACCCCAAACUCCCUCAAUACAAACUACACUAUCACCGCCACUGGGCGCUACAACAGAGGGUCAUGUCAGUCAAAGAAUGACUCCUGUGAGCUCACACAGCUGCCCUGUGGCACGACCUAUGAGGUUACAGCUGUGGCCAUCUCAGCAGCAGGGAGAAGUCUGCCUGGGUUCAGCAAAACUCUGGAAACAGGUCCCUGCUGCCCAGACUCUGUGAAUGUGAGCCAGGUCACCCAGGCUAUGACCAAUGUCACCUGGUCACCGGGCGGUGGAGCUCGCUCCUACGUCGCCUCACUGACCUCCCAACGUGGCCACGCGAAAUGCCACACCUUGGACAACCACUGCCUGAUGGGAUGCAUCACCUGUGGCACCAACUACAGCGUCUACCUGGAGGCCAUCAGCAGCACGGGGCACAUCUCACAGUGCACCUAUCACGGCUUUUCGUCCAGUGCAUGCUGUCCCACGGGCGUCAAGCUCUAUCGCCGGACUAACAAUUCACUCCGGGUGUACUGGCGAUCUGUGGGCCUGCAGACCCAGAACCACACCGUGGAGCUGUACGGGACUGGGGCCAACUACACCUGCAUCGCUGCUGCCGGGAGCACGUACUGCGACAUCCAGGAGGAGACAUGCGGGGAUGUCUACACUGUUGUGGUAGCACCAGUGGAGCAGUCAGGGCUUAAGGUUUCCUUCUGUCAGCCCAGAACAUACUCAGUUCCCUGUCCUGGAAGCAACGCAGGCAUGAUGAUUUCUCGCCAAAGACGAAGCGUAAAAUAAUACUGGGACUCCAGACCAGCCAACCGACGAGAACUGAAGAUUUGCCACGAUUAAUUCUAAACAAAUGAUUUAAACAUGUCCCUGAAAAUGGAAUAAGUCUUAGAAAUAAAAAUAUUAAAAACCAAAGCCAUAUGAUACAGAACGAGGAGUGGAAGCUUUGGAGAACGGCACCCCACCAGGUCUGAUCUAACAGCUGAAUUAAAGGAAUUAAUGACUCUGGGUUGUAACUGAAUAAUUCUAUUUAGUUGGUUUAUAAAGUGCCAAUCUAUAGCUGAGAUUUUCUCAAGGCACUUCCUAAUAAAUAUCCAACUAAAAUAACAAAUUUGACAAAAAAACACAGAAUGUUAUGAAAUAAAUAAUAAAUACUAUUUGAUCCUGAUCCUUCCUACAAAACUAAAUUGCUGUUAUAUUAAAGAGUUUACGGUCUAAUCUCAUUUACUAAGAAGUUGAGAGUAAAAUUCUACUGCGAAGAUAAUUUCAUUAAUUUCGUAUUUCCAUGAAAGCAAAAUUUUUUAGCUGGAAAUAUAUUCAAGAAUCACAGGGUUAAAUUCUAAUUCUUUGACUUUAAAUGGCAAAAAAUUACAUUUGACUUAAAAAUAGUAAUUAUCAAAAUAAUCUAAAGUCUUAAUAAUUCCAAAAGAAUCCCUUAGCACAGUUUGAAGUACAACCUCCUCACAGGUUCCUGGUGGUCACGCUGCACUGAAAGUGGAAUAACAGGUUUCAUUGAGUCAUGAACCACCAACCCUGUGGAUGAUCCAUUUGAUCCUAUGAUUGGAAUAAAAGUCAACCUUUUACUGGAUAUGCGUACUCUCGCUUACA